This is a messenger RNA of Hermetia illucens (black soldier fly), 1729 nucleotides long. Its product is annotated as cytochrome P450 9e2-like. The transcript has 3 exons. The record is from RefSeq and is a predicted model, not a curated record. Gene Ontology annotation, molecular function: monooxygenase activity; iron ion binding; oxidoreductase activity, acting on paired donors, with incorporation or reduction of molecular oxygen. Lineage: Eukaryota; Metazoa; Arthropoda; Insecta; Diptera; Stratiomyidae. The coding region runs from base 106 to 1668 and encodes 520 amino acids.
CAUUCAUUCCAGUGGUCAAUACAUUCGUAACUGAAUGCAAAAAGUUUUUAAGUGGAAGUGUGAUAUUGGAAGAUUCAAACCCUAAACUUGAAGAUUUUUGUCAAUAUGUUGUUUUUUGUAUUUGCUCUUACUGUUAUUGUUUGGUGUUUGAUUAAAAUUGCAUCGAAACAUUAUGACUACUUCGAGAAACGCGGCAUCAAGUUUGUCAAGCCGUACCCACUCAUUGGAACUAAUUAUUGGAUGCUACUCAAGAAAGCUUUUGCCUAUGACCUGCAGGAGAAAACGAAGGAAUUUGAAAAUGAGAAAAUUUUUGGAUUAUACGAUUUUCAAACACCAGUAGUCGUUCUCAAUGACCCUGAAAUCAUCAAACAGAUAACAGUUAAGGAUUUUGAUCACUUCACGGAUCGUCGAUUAUUUUUGAAUCCUAAAAUGAGCAAUGUCGUGGCAAACCUCUUAAUAGUAAUGAAGGGUAAGAAGUGGCAUGAAAUGCGCACAAGUCUAACCCCAAUUUUCACAAGCAGUAAAAUGAGGCUCAUGUUCGAAUUGAUUUCAAACUGUGGACAACAAUUUGCCGAAAACUUGGAAGUGGAUAAUGCUAAGUAUGGAGGCUCGAAAAUGUAUGAAGCAAAGGAUAUAUGUACGAAGUACACUUGUGACGUGAUUGCAUCUUGUGCCUUCGGCUAUCAAAGUGAUUCGUUUCAGGAUCCCGACAAUCAAUUUUAUAAUUUAGGACGAAGUUUACUGGAGCUUCGCACUCCGAAGAUGACGAUGAAGUUGCUUAUGAUGCGAUUCUCACCGGCUAUUUCCAGACUCCUGGGUUUUUCAAUGUUUGAUCGGCAAGCAGCGCAAAAUUUCUACAGACUCAUUGUAGAAACAAUAGCGGCUAGAGAGCAAAAGGAGAAUGUUAGACCGGAUUUGAUAAAUUUAUUGGCGCAACUGAAAAAGGGGGACUUGAAACCUGUUGAUGAAGAUGGUAACGAGGGAAACAAAACCGGUCCAAUUAAAAGACAUUGGACUGACGAUGAACUGGUUGCACAAUGUUUUGUAUUCUUUUUUGCCGGAUUUGAGACUGUAUCAACUCUUUUAGUUUUUGCAACAUAUGAGUUAGCUGUUAAUCCUGACAUCCAAUUGAGGCUGCGAGAAGAAAUCGAAGAGAUACAAGAGCAGUUAGGUCAUGGAGUUCCAAUCACCUAUGAUGCCAUUCAAGGAAUGAAAUAUAUGGACAUGGUUGUCAAUGAAGCUUUACGUAAGUGGCCACCAGGACUUAUUGUAGAUCGACUUUGCACCAAAAAUUAUCAAUACGAUGACAAGGAAGGAUUGAAGUUUAAUGUGGAAGUUGGUGACUUAGUAUGGAUUCCAAUAUACCCAAUCCACCAUAAUCCGAAAUACUAUCCCGAUCCUGAAAAAUUUGAUCCAGAGCGGUUUAAUGAGGAGAACAAGCAGAGCUUCAAUUCGGCAACUUUCAUGCCGUUCGGCAUAGGACCACGAAAUUGCAUUGGCUCACGAUUUGCCCUUUUGGAAGUUAAGACGCUCCUAUUUUAUUUACUGUCCAAGUUCGUGUUCGAACUUUCCAGUGAAACUCCGGUUCCUGCGAAACUAAAACCAUUUAUUAUUGGUACCGCCCCAGAAAAACCUAUUAUGUUGAAAUUAAAGCCAUUGAAACUGUGAUUAAUUAAUUAAUUCUGGUUGCCUAUUUGAUAACAAAUGUUCAAUAAAAAUUCAAAAUUAG